AUGGCCCAAAUGAAGCCCAGGAGGCAGGGAGAGGGGAAGGACCUUGGGGCUGAAAAGAUUCCUUUGCUGGAGGUUGAGGCACCCCAAAGAUAUCCUGCAGCCUUUCUUCGAGGUGCGGCUUGUGUUGCUGCAAGCAUUGGUUGGAUGCUCGCCUCCACUGCGCUCAUCCUCCUCAACAAGCAUCUGAUGGUCACAGAUGGGUUCAAAUAUCCAAUGGCACUGUCGGGAAUGGGGAUGGUUUUCAGCUCGCUGGCAAGCUUCCUAUGCUGCAGGGUUUUCAGGGUAGUCUCCAUGAAGGCGAGCGGUAUGGUGACCAUGACCUUUUACCUCCAGCGGAUUCUCCCUGUGGGGUUGUUUAUGGCAGCAACGCUCCUCUUUGGCAACAUGGUGUACUUCUACCUGACUGUCUCAUUCAUCCAAAUGUUGAAGGCCUUCACCCCCGUUAUUACCAUGGUGUUUCUCUUUGCCGCAAGGCUGGAAACGCCCAGUCGAAGGAUGAUUUACUCUGUGCUGCUUGUGGCAGUUGGGACAGCCAUUUCUUCUUACGGCGAAGUGAACCUGUCCGUCUUCGGAAUCACGGUCAUGUUUCUCUCCGAAGCCGCGGAGGCCCUGCGACUCGUCAUGACGCAAUACGUCCUUGUCGGACUGAAGUUCCAUCCCAUUGAAGGCUUGAUGUACUUUGCACCUGCGUGCACCCUCUGGUUGGUAAUCGGUAUCGCAUUCACCGAAUUGAGAUCCAUGAUCGCGGACGGGGCAGCCGCCAUCGUCGCGAGGUCGCCAUUGAUGUACCUCACAGCCGCCUGCCUCGGCUUUGCUGUCAAUACGCUUGCCUAUCUGGUCAUCAUCCUGGCGUCCUCGCUGACGUUGAAGGUGCUGGGGACCGUGAAGAACACGCUGUUGGUGCUGUUCUGCGCGGUGUUCUUACACGAGACUGUUACGUUCGUCGAGGGCACUGGGUACGGCGUGAGUCUCGCGGGGUUCAUGUGGUACAAUAAAAUAAAGAUGGAGGGCGCCGGGCCGGGUGACAAACUGAAGCCCCCAAUCGUGAAGGCUGAGGAGAAAGCCAGCAGGCGGCCGGAUGUGGAGACACCCACGUGCCAUCAGAAGAAGCCCGAAAAGGUCUGA
Ostreobium quekettii is the source of this 1125-nucleotide messenger RNA. The record is from the annotation of a GenBank genome assembly. Lineage: Eukaryota; Viridiplantae; Chlorophyta; Ulvophyceae; Bryopsidales; Ostreobiaceae.